AUGCCUCCCAAGAAAGCAACCGGCGCCUCCAAGAAGGCCGCUCCCGCUGCUCACGCCUCCUACCGCGACAUGAUCAAGGAUGCCAUUGUAAACCUCAAGGAGCGUAAUGGUAGCAGCCGUCAGGCUAUCAAGAAAUACGUUUCUGCGAACAACAAGAUCAACGUCGCUUCGCAGGCUACCUUUGAUGCCCAGUUCAAUAAGGCCAUCAAGGCCGGUGUUGACAAGGGCGAGUUCACCCAACCCAAGGGUCCCUCCGGUCCCGUGAAGCUGGCCAAAAAGGAGGCGGCCGCGAAGCCUGCCGCGAAGCCCGCUGCUAAGCCUGCUGCUAAGCCGGCCGCGAAGGCUACUGCCACCAAGAAGGCUAAGCCCGGCCCCAAGACCGCUGCUAAGGCCACCACCACCACCACUACCAAGAAGACUAGCACGGCCAAAACCGCUACCAAGGCCAAGCCUGGUCCCAAGCCUGGCGCGAAGAAGACUGCCGCGAAGCCCAAGGCCAACUCUGGCAAGGCCCGUAAGGCUACCACUGCUGCCCCCGCUGUCGUCGAGCAACCCAAGGUCAUCGGCAAGACCAAGUCCGGCCGCGUGACCAAGACCACCGCGCCACCAGUCAAGGCCGCCGCGAAGAAGCGGGCCACUACCAAGAAAUAA
Messenger RNA from Penicillium argentinense, 651 nucleotides. RefSeq names its product histone H1/H5 family protein. The transcript is spliced from 7 exons. The record is from RefSeq and is a predicted model, not a curated record. Gene Ontology annotation, cellular component: nucleosome. Bases 1 to 651 code for a protein of 216 amino acids. NCBI's taxonomy places the organism in Eukaryota, Fungi, Ascomycota, Eurotiomycetes, Eurotiales, Aspergillaceae. Gene Ontology annotation, biological process: nucleosome assembly. Gene Ontology annotation, molecular function: structural constituent of chromatin; DNA binding.